This is a messenger RNA of Durusdinium trenchii, 885 nucleotides long. Lineage: Eukaryota; Dinophyceae; Suessiales; Symbiodiniaceae. The record is from the annotation of a GenBank genome assembly.
AUGGGGGCCGUCGGGCCACUUGACGCCGCUGUGAAGAGGAAGGAGGGCCUGCUGAAGAAAGCCUACAAGCAGGCUAUGUCCAAGUGGGAAGAUGACUACGAGUACAUCUGGGCUUUGGACAGCGAUAUUGACUUCACAGGUGCGGAUCUCAUCACCCUCUUCUCCUUGGCCAGAGCCUCCGGUUCGCUCAUUGUGGGACCCACCUUCGCAGGCACUCAAUCAUGGCUCACCUAUACCAUGAGUAUGUCGGAAGUCACCGCGCAUGGCUCUCUAGUACGGCGUGACCAAAGCGAUUUUCAGAGCAAGAUCAAUGUCUUGGGGAAGCCCGAUCCCCGCUGCAAGCUGCGGCACACGGACUUCGUGGAGAUGACGGCGCCGCUCUUGUCCAACAAGGUCCUGGCGCUCAUCUUGACGCUCGGAAGAGAAGGGCAGAACGGGAAGAGAGCUCAGGGACAUCCUCCGGGCGUCGGAUUACUGCAGGUCCAGGAAAGCCGGGGGGGGCUGGCCCGUUCUGCGGAUUCGGAGUGGCUGGGCCUCCGCACUGCAGUCCUCGGUGCAACUGUAUGUGGCCGCGCCAAGCUGGGUUUGAACCAGGAAGAAGGAUCACUUCGCCUGCAGUCCUCGAAAGAUUGCGUGGAUUGCGUGCACGACAAGGCUGAGUGGGGCCUUGACCGAGUCUGGUGCAAGCUGGCGCAGAAGCUCUUGGCUCAAAGCUCAAAGCCCUGUGCUCUCCUGGAUGCCUCGCCUGUGCAGCACUUGGAUUGGAAGAAGGCGGUGGUGACCCCCGACUUCAAGGCCUCCGAGCUGGCCGUGAAGUCCGAAUACCCGGAGUACUGGCGGCUUGGGCUCCAUCCGAGCGAGCGAGCCCGGGGAACCGGGGGGUGA